CAUGCUGGGUCCUGUCAGGACUCUGAGACAGGCAAGACAGAAACCAUUCUCUCAGGCAGCUCCCUAGAAAGCUAGAAUGACAGACACACAUCCUAACUCUUCCCUCCCCAGGGAGAAGCUAGGAGUUGGGGCUUUUCUUCUGCUUGUUCUGUGCUGAGCCAGGGGUAGGGAUGGUAGUGAGUGUGUGCCAGUCCAGACCCUCACCUAGAUCUCAGCAGCCCCCAGCCUGGCACCCUGUCACACUUGGAUGCAAACAAGACAGAAGCUAGUCAAAGAGGCAUCCCUGAGAGGCUACAUGUUGGAUGGGCUUGCUCUGUCAAGGCGCCACCUUGUGUCUCCUUCGUUCAGCGUGACAUCCUUCAGACGCUCCUACCGAGGUGACAGCCCAACAGAUUCCCAAAACGACAUGAUUGAAAUCCCUUUGCCUCCAUGGCAGGAGCGAACGGAUGAAUCCAUAGAGACCAAAAGAGCCCGCCUGCUCUACGAGAGCAGAAAGAGGGGAAUGCUGGAAAACUGCAUCCUGCUUAGCCUCUUUGCUAAGGAGCAUCUGCACCAGAUGACGGAGAAACAGCUGAAUCUCUACGAUCGCCUGAUCAAUGAACCCAGUAAUGACUGGGAUAUUUAUUACUGGGCUACAGAGGCAAAACCAGCCCCAGAAAUAUUUGAAAACGAAGUCCUGGCCCUGCUGAGAGACUUUGCUAAGAACAAGAACAAAGAGCAGCGCCUGCGGGCCCCGGAUCUCGAAUACCUCUUUGAAAAGCCUCGUUGAGCUGCACCCGGCUGCUGCCUGCCUGGCCUCUGGCCACGGUCGCUCGCUCCUCGUGACGGAUCCCGGCCUUGCUGUCCUGCUUUUCUCCUUAGACAGACGCUCAGCCCACCCAGACCGUUGGUCCUUCCACCCGGGAUGGGCCCUCCUCACUCUGAGGACAUGUAGGUGUCCAGGGUAUCCCAUUUUAAGACCUUUUGGCUCCAUUCUAAGCCUCAGAUGCGGUUGGUCCAUGUUCCCGGUGCUCAGGCCCGCUGUUUCUCUGGCUCCCAUCUCCACGGCAGGCCUCUGCCACAGGAGGCCACGGUAGGGGAGCGACUGGGCCGCUCGUUGCUUCAGCCAGAAGUGCGUUCGGUGGAAAGGAGCCACCAGCUGCACCUGCCGUGCUGGUGGAAAGCUCCUUGGGUGGCCCAGGGCUUUGUUCCAGUGAAACUCCCCCUUCCAACCCGGUGUGGUGCUUGCUGCCACGGGAAGCCGAUCCAGGCCCCCCUACCCCCACCGCCAGCAGAAUCCUUCAAAGGCCCAACAGGCAGAACGAGGGCGGCCAGCAGGAAUGGCGGGGCCAUGCUGCUUCAGAAGCAGCUUCCCCAUCGGGUUUGCUCUAAAAGGUCCCCUUUGUAAACUGAACGAUAAUUGAUUAUUAAAGAAGAGUUUAAAAAAGGAAAA
Molecule: messenger RNA, 1432 nt
Organism: Phacochoerus africanus (Common warthog)
Lineage: Eukaryota; Metazoa; Chordata; Mammalia; Artiodactyla; Suidae
Gene: SDHAF2
Product: succinate dehydrogenase complex assembly factor 2
Exons: 4
Coding region: 248-769 (173 amino acids)
Biological process (GO): tricarboxylic acid cycle; mitochondrial respiratory chain complex II assembly; mitochondrial electron transport, succinate to ubiquinone
Cellular component (GO): mitochondrion
Source: RefSeq, a predicted model, not a curated record